Drosophila eugracilis is the source of this 3490-nucleotide messenger RNA. It is a transcript of the gene Spt5, whose product is annotated as transcription elongation factor SPT5. Gene Ontology annotation, cellular component: DSIF complex. Gene Ontology annotation, molecular function: protein binding; mRNA binding. NCBI's taxonomy places the organism in Eukaryota, Metazoa, Arthropoda, Insecta, Diptera, Drosophilidae. Gene Ontology annotation, biological process: regulation of DNA-templated transcription elongation; transcription elongation by RNA polymerase II; regulation of transcription by RNA polymerase II. The record is from RefSeq and is a predicted model, not a curated record. The transcript has 12 exons. Bases 121 to 3351 code for a protein of 1076 amino acids.
CUGUCAAGUUGUACAAUUUUUUUUUUCUGCUGCACAAUUUCGUACCGAAAAUAUAAUUCAACAAAUAGGGAAACUGUACGUAUCAACUUUAUAAGACAUUCUUGAUCUACGUAGCCCAAUAUGUCGGACUCAGAAGUCAGUAAUAUGUCCGAUAGUGGAUCAGAAGAUGGAUCCAUUUCCAACAAGUCGCAACGCAGCGCCAGAUCCAAGUCAAGGUCACGAUCAAGGUCCGGUUCCAGAGGAUCUCGGUCAGUUUCUAGAUCCAGAUCCCGCUCUCAAUCGGGGCAUUCGAGAUCUGGCUCUGAAUCUCCACAGAGACGCGACAAGAGUGAUGAAUCUGGAGAGGAGGAGGAGGAGCCACCAGGGGAGGAUAUUGAUUCCGAGGAGUAUGAUGAGGAAGAGAAUGAUGAUCAUCCUAGAAAAAAGAAGAAAAAGGAGCGCUUUGGUGGCUUCAUCAUUGACGAGGCCGAAGUGGACGAUGAGGUCGAUGAAGAUGAAGAGUGGGAAGAGGGGGCCAAUGAGAUUGGAAUUGUGGGCAACGAGAUUGAUGAACUGGGACCCACGGCCAGGGAUAUUGAAAUUCGACGACGAGGCACAAACCUCUGGGACACCCAAAAAGAGGACGAGAUUGAAGAGUACCUCCGAAAGAAAUACGCUGACGAGUCUAUUGCUAAACGUCACUUUGGAGAUGGCGGUGAAGAGAUGUCUGAUGAAAUUACCCAGCAAACUUUAUUGCCAGGCAUCAAGGAUCCAAAUUUAUGGAUGGUGAAAUGUCGAAUAGGAGAGGAGAAGGCAACAGCUCUUCUCCUGAUGAGGAAGUUCUUAACAUACUUAAACACAGAUGAUCCACUGCAAAUCAAAUCGAUCAUUGCACCAGAGGGUGUCAAAGGCUACAUUUAUCUGGAGGCCUACAAGCAGACCCAUGUUAAAACAUGCAUUGAAAACGUUGGUAAUCUCAGGAUGGGCAAAUGGAAGCAAGAAAUGGUGCCUAUCAAGGAAAUGACGGAUGUUUUAAAAGUGGUCAAGGAGCAGGUUGGCCUCAAGGUCAAGCAAUGGGUGCGCCUAAAGCGUGGCCUCUACAAGGAUGAUAUUGCACAGGUGGACUACGUAGAUCUGGCUCAAAACCAAGUGCAUCUCAAGCUGCUGCCACGUAUAGACUACACACGUAUGCGUGGAGCCUUAAGGACGACUGCAACGGAGAGUGACGAUAGCAAGCGUAAGAAGAAACGCCGUCCUGCAGCAAAGCCUUUUGAUCCAGAGGCAGUAAGGGCAAUUGGAGGCGAAGUCCAUUCGGAUGGUGAUUUCUUGCUCUUCGAGGGAAACCGAUAUUCCCGAAAGGGUUUUCUCUACAAAAACUUUACCAUGUCAGCCAUUCUUUCAGAAGGUGUGAAGCCCACUCUGGCCGAGCUAGAACGUUUUGAAGAAUCUCCGGAGGAGGUAAACUUGGAAAUAAUGGGCACCGUCAAGGACGAUCCCACUUCAGCUCACUCAUUCUCAAUGGGUGACAAUGUUGAGGUUUGCGUGGGAGAUUUGGAGAACUUACAGGCCAAGAUUGUGGCUAUUGACGGCACGAUGAUCACUGUCAUGCCCAAGCAUCAAGAUCUUAAGGAUCCUUUGAUUUUCAAAGCCAGUGAGUUGCGCAAGUACUUCAAGACAGGAGACCAUGCCAGGGUAUUGGCCGGCCGUUAUGAGGGCGAGACUGGUCUUAUUAUUCGCGUUGAACCCUCAAGAGUAGUGCUUGUCUCUGAUCUAACCAAUCAUGAGUUAGAGGUGCUGCCCAGGGACUUGCAGCUGUGCUCAGAUGUGGCCACUGGUGUCGAUUGCCUCGGCCAGUUCCAAUGGGGAGAUUUAGUGCAACUUGACUCUCAGAAUGUGGGCGUCAUCGUGCGAUUGGAGCGGGAGAACUUCCAUGUUUUGGGAAUGAAUGGCAAGUGCAUCGAAUGCAAGCCAACUGCGUUGCACAAGCGAAGGGAGAACCGUAAUACGGUUGCUCUAGAUGCCGACCAGAAUCAGAUUCGCCGGAGAGAUAUAGUUAAGGUGAUGGAGGGUCCCCAUGCUGGACGUUCCGGCGAGAUCAAACAUCUGUAUCGCAGUUUGGCCUUUCUUCAUUGCCGCAUGUAUACGGAAAACGGUGGAAUCUUUGUGUGCAAGACCCGACAUUUGCAGUUGGCUGGAGGCAGCAAGACAAACGUUAAUAAUGCUGGCACUCUGGGUGGCUUAGGCUUUAUGUCACCGCGCAUUCAAUCACCUAUGCAUCCAUCUGGGGGUCGUGGCGCACGAGGAGGUGCGCGUGGCGGCCGAGGCGGUUUCCGUGUAACUCGUGAUCGAGAGAUUUUAGGAAAAACCAUAAAAAUUAGUGGCGGACCUUACAAAGGCGCUGUGGGAAUUGUUAAGGAUGCAACAGAGAGCACAGCUCGCGUGGAGCUGCAUACCUCAUGUCAGACGAUUUCGGUAGAUCGGAAUCACAUUGCCAUCGUUGGAGUUACCGGAAAGGAGGGCAGUGUCUCCACGUAUGGACGCACUCCAGCUCGUACACCCGGUUACGGAGCCCAGACUCCCAGCUAUACCGCUGCCGGGUCGAAAACUCCGUUGGUUGGCAGCCAAACCCCCAACUGGGAUACGGAUACUCGUACUCCUUAUGGUACAAUGACACCGUCGCACGACGGCAGCAUGACGCCUCGUCAUGGAGCUUGGGAUCCUACUGCAAACACAACGCCGGCCAGGAACAACGACUUCGAUUAUUCCCUUGAAGAACCCAGCCCGAGUCCUGGCUAUAAUCCAAGUACUCCGGGCUAUCAGAUGACUUCUCAAUUUGCCCCUCAAACUCCGGGCACUCUUUACGGAUCGGAUAGGAGUUAUAGUCCUUUCAAUCCUAGCCCCAGUCCUGCUCCGUCCCCCUAUCCGGUUGGCUAUAUGAACACUCCGUCGCCAUCGACCUAUUCACCCAAUACUCCGGGUGGCAUACCGCAGUCCCCGUAUAAUCCUCAGACACCUGGAGCAAGUCUGGAUUCGUCAAUGGGCGAUUGGUGUACUACGGACAUAGAAGUUCGAAUUCAUACACACGAAGAUACUGAUCUUGUUGGACAAACAGGCAUCAUACGAACCGUUUCCAACGGCGUGUGCUCUGUUUUCUUACGACAGGAGGAUCGCAGCGUGUCCGUAGUAAGCGAGCACUUGGCUCCAGUGCCACCAAAUAGUGGCGAUGAAUUCAAGGUAAUUUACGGAGAGGAGCGCGAGUCUGUGGGCAGAGUGCUGUCCAAGCAGGAGGGCGACGUCCUCGUCUGCAAAAUAAAUGAUGAUGUAAAGAUGAUACCGGUAAACCACCUCUGCAAGAUGAAGUCUAUUGACUAAGCUCUGAAAAGAAAUUAAUGCUUCAAGUCUUCAAAUUCUUCAUUUAAAAUUUUAUGCAUAACAUGGAUUCAAAUAAACUAUUAUCGAUGUUUAAUAAAAGUUAACGACUCAGAAUAAAUUAUAAUAUGAUACCGUUAAA